UAUUUAAGACCAUUUUCGAUUAUGCGCCUUACUUAUUCCUUAAAUAAUAUCUUUAUCCCCAAUAUUUAGGCAUAAUCUUGUAUUGUUCACCAAAUCUCCAUCACUAAUGCUGAUGAAUUGGCACUCUCCAAUUUCCCUUUUUAGAUUCUUUUGAAUUUCCAAGACCCUAUUUUUAGACCCUGAAUGGCAACUGGCACCAACUCCCACCAGUCUUUGAGGUGUGGUGGGCCCCAAUUUCCCCUACCCCACUCCUUUUAUGUACACAAAAAUCAAAUGGGGGUGCAAUAAAAAUGAGGCUUUGAUUGGUCUUUUAUUGUGAUUAAGGUGGGCAAUGAGAUAAUUGUGGGAAACUAUUACGUAUAUUUCAAAGUCUUGAAUUUUCCUCUUCUUCUCUUCAAAGCUAAAAGGACCCCCCCAUUUUGGGGGCUUCUUUGAAAAGCAUUGCUUGAUUUGCCUCCCUUCUUCUACCCUUGAAAAUUGAAAAAAAAAAAUUGUUUUGAUUUUCUUCGUUCCUAUACAAACACCCUUUUGGGGGUUUAAUUAUUUGAUGAGAUUCUUGUUCCUUUCGGAAUAGUUGUUGAUUGAUCAAAGCUUGCUGCUUUCUUGUUUUCUUGAAGAAGGGAGGUGGUAAAACAAAAUUUUUUAUUCAUAUUUUGUGUUAUUAAUAGAAAAAAAGAAAAUGAUAGUAAGGUGGUGGAUAACAGCACUGCAAUUGACAGAGCUGUUUGUGAGUUCUUUUGUUCAUUUGGCAUAUGGGUUUUACAUAUUUAGCACAGCUGUGGCUGGUGAUCUUUCCCAGGCUUUAACUGAUUGUUUUUACAAGCCUAAUAAUUUGGAGGCUAACUUAAAAACAGAAGAUUCAAAGGCAAUUAAUACAAGUGCAGAAGAUCUGCCCCCCAUUGUGUUGGUUCAUGGAAUCUUUGGUUUUGGAAAAGGGAGAUUAGGAGGGCUUUCAUAUUUUGCUGGUGCAGAGAAGAAGGAUGAUAGGGUUCUUGUGCCUGAUUUGGGCUCUCUAACUAGCAUAUAUGACAGGGCUCGUGAGUUGUUUUAUUAUUUGAAAGGAGGGCAAGUUGAUUAUGGGGAAGAACAUAGUAAGGCCUGUGGACAUUCCCAAUUCGGACGAAUUUAUGAACAGGGGCAUUACCCAGAAUGGGAUGAAGAUCACCCUAUUCAUUUUGUUGGGCAUUCAGCUGGAGCACAGGUUGUUCGAGUUUUGCAACAAAUGCUGGCUGACAAGGCAUUUAAGGGAUUUGAGAACACGUCCGAGAACUGGGUCUUAAGCAUCACAUCGUUGUCUGGAGCAUUCAACGGGACAACAAGAACCUAUUUUGAUGGAAUGCAACCUGAAGAUGGGAAGUCCUUGAGGCCAGUGUCUUUGCUCCAACUUUGUCGCAUUGGAGUACUAAUUUACGAUUGGAUUGACAUUCCCUGGCUAAAGAACUAUUACAACUUUGGGUUUGACCACUUCAACAUAUCCUGGAGAAAAAUUGGAAUAUGGGGUCUUCUUGAUUGCCUUUUAGGAAAUGCUGGUCCGUUUGCUUCAGGGGAUUGGAUACUUCCUGAUCUUACCCUCCAGGGGUCGAUCAAGUUGAACAGCCACUUGCAUACGUUUCCUAAUACAUACUACUUCAGCUAUGCUACCAAGCGUACCGCGAAAGUCAUGGGUCUAACAGUCCCUUCUGGCAUACUUGGGAUACAUCCUCUGCUGUUCAUCAGAGUCCUGCAAAUGAGUCUAUGGCGGCAUCCUCCCGAUGUCCCUCCCCCAUAUAAGGGAUAUAGGGAUGAGGAUUGGUGGGACAAUGAUGGUGCACUCAACACUAUAUCUAUGACACACCCUCGCUUCCCAGUUGAGCACCCAAGUCAACUGGUUGUUAAAGAUUCUGAUUGCCACCCUUUGCGACCUGGCAUUUGGUACUAUAAGAUUGUUGAAGGUGAUCACAUUCUUUUCAUUGUGAAUCGCGAACGAGCUGGAGUUCAAUUUGAUUUGAUCUAUGACAGCAUAUUUGAGCGCUGCAGGAAGCACGUUUUCAGAAAAAAUCCGAUGAUGCCAGACCAUAUAAUUUCAUAGUUAACAUUAUGUUGCCCUCACCGAUGCGCUACAAGCUAUAAAGAGAAUAGAGGUUAAAGAGAAGGAAAACUGCGACGACAUCACACACUCUUAUGCUUUCUUGUUUUUCUUCAGACAAAAAUUUAUUUUUCUCUUGAAAUGUAAAUGUGAAUAGAUCAGAAUCCCAUUCUGCUUCUACUGUAUGUAAUGAUUACCACCACUCUAGUGUGUAGGCUUUCAGAGGAAAAAUGUGAAUUAAGGAGACAUGGUACACUGGUCCCUUGUAAUAUGAAAAACAUAAAGAUAGACUUUCAUAGAAUACAGUAGAGGUUUCUGCUUUAACUUUUUGAUGA
This is a messenger RNA of Nicotiana attenuata, 2400 nucleotides long. Its product is annotated as lipase-like. The transcript is spliced from 8 exons. NCBI's taxonomy places the organism in Eukaryota, Viridiplantae, Streptophyta, Magnoliopsida, Solanales, Solanaceae. The coding region runs from base 680 to 2068 and encodes 462 amino acids. The record is from RefSeq and is a predicted model, not a curated record.